UACCCGUGUGCACCUUCCACGGAGUCACAGAGCUGAGUGGCACCCGCAGCAGAAGCCAACAUGAAUCCUCUGAUCGCGUGUAUGAUCCUCGGAAUGGCAGGACUCGUCCUGGCCGAGCCACCCUCCGGCUACGCCUACCAGAGGCCUAGCAACUUCGGUGGAUUCGGCGGUGGUUCUAUCGGUGGCGGCGGCGGUGGCGGCUACAGCCAAGUAUCCACCGGCGGCUAUCAAUCCAGCGAAGGCGCCAACGUCGACCCCCAGCUCCUUGAACAGCUCAAGGCCAUCAUUAUCAAAGAAGAGGCUUCGAGUGGCGGUGGCGGUGGCGGCGGUGGCGGCGGAUACCCAGCCCCCAGCUCGAGCUACGGUGCCCCGAGCUCCAGCUACGGUGCCCCCAGCAGUGGAUACCCCAGCUCUAGCUACGGUGUCCCCAGUACCAGCUACGGAGUCCCGGGCUUCAGCGGUGGACGCGUUGUCGGCAUCGAUUUCGAGGGAAUCCGCCAGGGAAUCGAAGUCGCUCAGCUCCACCAAGUCAGCCAAGGCUCUAGUGGCAAUGGCUACCCAGGAUCAAGUGGCGUUGGCUACCCAGGAUCUAGUGGCAAUGGUUACCCGAGCUCUAGCUACGGUGCACCAGGACCGAGCCGACCCAGUAGCGUCUACGGCGCCUUCUAAAUCACGACCUAGAGGAUGAUAAGAGGAGGACGGAUGCUCAUGACCCUGAUAGAAAUUCAGCUAUUUGGCGUUUGACGAGGAUCAGCUAUCGAUCGCAGGAGCACACGACACGCGUCGUUAUCCUCCACCCUGACCUUUGUCACGAGCUUUACCAACUUUAGCCGCUCCAAAGGCUGAAUUUCUAUCAAGAACAUGCAUGGAUUCAACGAAGAGAUAGAGAUGUAGAGAGAUAAAGAGAUAGAGGAGGGAAGCCGAUCUAAAGAGGAAGGAAAAAAUCUAUUGAAAAACGAAAGAAAAGAAAAAUAAAUAAAUAACGACGACAACAACAACAACAACGCGUCCAAGGGUUGCGAACUUUUCAAAACUUUAACCGUGUGUAGCCGAGUGAUCGAUACCAUUAAAGAUGAUAAUCCAAGAUUUUUAAACAUGAUUCUUCAACAUCCACGUUGGAAGGUCGUUACCCUUGUUUCAUAAAGAUCAAUGGUUACGCUUUGCCAUGGCUCCGUCACGGGCAUCUUUUCGUUAAAAGUUCAUUAAAAAAAAAAAAUUACUGUGCUAUCAAGGUGUUGAAUUAUCCCGUACGAAGUCGACCUCGACAACAUCCGAGGAUCAAGAAAGCCGCAGAUGUUAAAAAGAGUAAAGGAACAUCGUAAAUAAGUUCUCGCAAUAAUGAGAUCAACGAAUAUAUAUAUAUAUAUAUAUAUAUACAUGAAUAUAAUACAGUCGCAGAAGGACGUCGCGUUACGAAGAUAAGACGACGACGAUACCGCAAACGAAGCCAAUGAAACAGACGAAGUCUGGAGGAAACACGAAAACGGGAGAUGAUUAUAAUUAUUAUUACUUACGUGAUUAGCGCUCGAGCGCUUUGUAAAUAUACGAAAUAUUACACGAAGUACUCACGAAUACACCACCCUUGCGUGUACAAUAGCGUGUUCGUGUUCAGCUAAAUGCCAUUAACGGAUGGAGAUUCGAAUAGUCGGAAAGAGGAAGAGAGACGGUUCGAUUAAGAUAAACAUCGAUCGUAAAGACGGUCCAGGCAACAUCCGAUCAGAAGAAACAUAGCCAAACACGACAUACGCGUAUACGCACACAA
Messenger RNA from Ceratosolen solmsi marchali, 1762 nucleotides. RefSeq names its product pro-resilin. The transcript is spliced from 2 exons. The record is from RefSeq and is a predicted model, not a curated record. The coding region runs from base 61 to 669 and encodes 202 amino acids. NCBI's taxonomy places the organism in Eukaryota, Metazoa, Arthropoda, Insecta, Hymenoptera, Agaonidae.